This is a messenger RNA of Candidula unifasciata, 1665 nucleotides long. The record is from the annotation of a GenBank genome assembly. NCBI's taxonomy places the organism in Eukaryota, Metazoa, Mollusca, Gastropoda, Stylommatophora, Geomitridae.
AUGCCGGAACUACAGAUGGAUGUUGCUGUAGCGAACAGAUUUAUUUCUAGUCUGAGUAAAUCUCUGCAGGCUUUGUGUCACGGCUGUAUGGAUUUUGACUCCGGCAUAGAAAUUGUUGGAUACAUAAAUGUCAACAUUGACAGUGGCAGUAAAGUCGACUAUGUCCUCAAUGAGAAAGUGUUGAAAAGCACAACAAAUUCCAUGACUUUUGUGAGCAACAGUUUCCUGGCUAAGAAAGAACAACAGAAGCAAACCAGAGAUGGUGCCUGCUCACCAAUCCCAGAUCAGCAGCCGCCUGUUUUGCCACAGUAUCAGAAUCGUUUCAGAGGGUCCUUCCAUGGUCCCCACCCUAGAAACAUGGGACAGAUGUCUUUUGCGCAGCGAGGUUCACAGAAGCGUUCUUGGCCAGGAAUGGAGAGAGAUUGGAGGAUGUCACCUAAAAAACAAAGGGAAGGAAGGCUGCCACAUGAGUCCUCUGCCACCACAUCUCCAGGUGCCUACCCUCAUUUAGUCCCUUCAGCAUCCAGUCAGAGUCCAGCAGAUGGAAGUUUCAAAUAUCCACAAACAUCAGGUCAGAGUUCAGAAACAAAUACAUCAGAUGACCGGCCAGAGAUUAACAUUAAAAAAGAAAUUUUUGACAAUGACAGUGAGAAGACCAGCCAGAAUGACCAUGAUCCGUCCCAGAUAUCUGAUCAAGAAACAAAUGAAUAUUUAGAUGAGGCUUCAAAAACUAACAAUAUUCGUAUAAAAAAUGACCCUGAUGCAAUUACUUCAGCAGCAGAGGAUGAAUCCCAUGCAUCUGAAGGGGCUGGUAAUCAUCCAGAUACUGACUUUAAAGGCACAUUUCUUGAUCCUGCUGUGUCGGAAGACAAUCCUGAUAAUACUGAAGAAAACAAACAUGAGACAGAUGAGAACAUUGAUGAUCACCUUGGCACAUCACGCCUCACUGGAAAAGCAAGUCAUGAUUUAGAGGCCGACAAUGAAGAUCAGUCUGAAGCAACUGAAGACAUAACAGCAGAAAAUGCUGCCAUGGGUUCUGAAAUGCCAGCUGAUUAUGAUGAGGCAGGAGAGGAAGGGACAUAUCCUCAGUCUGUUUACUCGGACGCAGGCGAGGGGUCAAGUGAUACUGGUCAGUUUGAAGUUAUUGAAAUUGAUGACGAAGAUGAAGAUGUUCAAGCGAUGUUUGGCGGAUCUCGUGACAUACAGGACAACACAUUUGAUUUUCCUAAACAUCUUGGCUCUCAUGGUCUUGAUUCUCACACCAGGAUUCGAUUUUCACAAACAGUGGAUGCGGCGCAUUGGUCACACAUCCAAGAUGCCCAAUCCGAUUCAUUUCACUCAUUCGAUUUCAAGCCAGUUAAGAUACCGUCGAAAGAGGACUGCCGUUUUGAUCCGGUUACACAUCGCUAUAUUUGUCCAGCUUGCAAUAGUUCAUACCUAACCUAUGCAUCCAUGUGCGGACACAUCAAGCUGAAACACCAGGGACGGUAUGAGAUACACUGUGAGAUUUGUGGGAAAGGAUUCCAGCGGAAGAUUCACCUAUUGGGUCACAUGGCUAUGCAUGGGCAACCAAUGAAUUUUGAAUGUUCAGUAUGUGGAGCUAAGUAUGCUCACAAGACUUCCCUUCGUGCACAUGAAAGACUUAGUCAUGGAAUUGUGCAGUGA